UUACCUCUCCGAGUGAUAGUCGAUGCAAAAAGUGUGGUUAAUCAUACGGUGAUUGUUGUUGUUGUUGUUGUUUUUUUUUUUUUUUUUUUAUCAAAGCUUGCAAGUUUGCAACCAUGAGUUCGGUUUGAAAUUGCAUCGUUUGUGCUGUUUCCUCUAACUUGUUGCAAAGGAAAAAGGAAAAAAAUACUUUUGUUCAGCCGUUUCGUUUGACGUUUCUUUGCGUUGGUGAAGAAAAUGAGAGCAGUCAACGUUUCCAGCUACCGGGAGUCACAGCGCCGAGGCUGCACGACUAAAUGCGCGCGAGGAACAACGCCAGCUGCACCGAAGAAUCGCGCCCGAUUGCACACGAGCUCGUAGUGUAUCUACAGAAUUAAGACGAGCCGAAGAACACACACACACACAUACGCAUACGUGGAGGAGCAAAGAGGGAUCAGCUUCUCUCUCUCUUUUUCUCUCGUUAGUACAGCUGUCGAUCCGAGGCGGACGUCGUGUCCGGCAGGAACGCGCGCCACUAGACACACACGGGGUAGCAUGAAUUGGCCGUGGCUGCUGGUGCUGGCGGCCGCGCUGGCUGCGGCGACACCCAACGCCGAGGAGCUCCAGCGCCUCACCGAGGAGGAGCGCUACAAGCCUGUGCCCCGAUUGUACGGCGACAGGAUCCCGAGGCGGGUGCUCGACCCGAGCGACAAAAAGGUGCAGAGAAAAAUCGUCCUCUAUCACAACUUCUUCCGGAGCCGCGUCGAGCCCCCGGCCGCCAACAUGCUCGUCAUGAAGUGGCACUCGGGGGCGGCCAAGGCCGCGCAAAAGUGGGCCGAGGCAUGCUACGCGCUGACGCACGACAACGCGACGGGCCUGCACAUCGACGCCUUCGGCAGCUGCGGCCAAAACAUCUUCAUCUCGACGGCGCAGGUGCCAUGGUUCUUCGCGAUAAAGACGUGGUUCUCGGAGGAGGAGCUGUUCGAGUAUGGAGCCCCGGAGCACAACGAGCUCAACAAGAUCGGCCACUACACGCAGAUGGUCUGGGCGACGAGUCACCACGUGGGCUGCGGUUGGGCCCAAUGUGACGGGAAACGCGGACCCCGCGGAGUUCCCUACUUCAGCUACGUCUGCAACUACUGUCCCGCCGGUAACCGGGUCGACCAGGUGUCGGAGCCGUAUCUCGUCGGGGAGAGUUGCUCGGGCUGCAGGGAGCACUGCCGGUUGGGCAAGCUGUGCAAGAACUCCUGCCAGUGGGCCGACCUCUGGGCCAACUGCCAACAGCUGAGGGCCACCCUGCCUGGCUGGCUGUGCGACAGCGACACCGAGCAGGGCAGGGAGCGCAGGAAGUUCUGUCGGGCCACCUGCUCCUGCGACGGGAAGAUCAUCUGAAUGGCUCACACGUGAGCCAUAUAGUGCUUGCGUGCGUCUGUGCUCACUGGGAUGCUGAUGAUCAAAGGACGGUGUUGGCUGUCGCGUCUACCGCCAGAAGAGAUGAGAAAUCCAUAUCGUUUUAGAUGUACAUAAUUAUAUCGUUAUGCCCAAGUACCUACUUACACGUAUAUCGUUACACUGUCGUGCAUCGAGUGCCGAAGGUGGAGCUGUUUGUUCGUCUCUACUCCAUACGAAUAGAAGAUACAUGUAUAGGUUUACCUGUUUGCAAGUGUGUGCGUGUGUGUGUGCGUGUGCACGAACGGACGAUGUUAUAGUUUUGUUUUUUGUCCUUUUUUUCUUUUUCUCCCUGAUUUUGGAGUUGUGCGGGAAAAAUCAAGGUGCGAACUUUCGACUAAAUUAACAAAACAAAAGGGAGACCCUAUAACUCGCCAUCGAAUCGUUGUUGGUUCAUUUACAUAUCCAUCCGUUGUUUGUAUGAUGACAUUAAUUAAUUAACAUGUAACUGCAUGGAGAUGAUAUUAUAAUAACGCCAUGAAAUGUAAUGUAAUACCCUUCCCCUGUCCCACCAGUACAAUGUAAAAACACAAUGACAAUGUAUCGACGUUGUAUAAUUAUAUCAUGGAAAAAAAAA
Messenger RNA from Copidosoma floridanum, 2002 nucleotides. RefSeq names its product cysteine-rich secretory protein 3. Gene Ontology annotation, cellular component: extracellular region. Lineage: Eukaryota; Metazoa; Arthropoda; Insecta; Hymenoptera; Encyrtidae. The record is from RefSeq and is a predicted model, not a curated record.